This is a messenger RNA of Zymoseptoria tritici IPO323, 2325 nucleotides long. It is a transcript of the gene MgBGL1, whose product is annotated as putative beta-glucosidase. The record is from RefSeq and is a predicted model, not a curated record. The transcript has 3 exons. Gene Ontology annotation, biological process: glucan catabolic process. Lineage: Eukaryota; Fungi; Ascomycota; Dothideomycetes; Mycosphaerellales; Mycosphaerellaceae. Gene Ontology annotation, molecular function: beta-glucosidase activity. Bases 1 to 2325 code for a protein of 774 amino acids.
AUGAAGUCUCCAACCUUGAUUCUCCUUCAAGCAGGAGCUCUUCUCCUUCAAGUUCCUUCAGUCGACGCCAUAGCCUAUACCAAUGUCUCCGAGAUACCGCUUUGCGGCCAAUCUCCGCCCGUCUACCCAACUCCCCAAGGCACAGGCGGUCCUUCCUCUGCCUGGCGAAACUCCUAUGCCUCUGCCCUCGCCCUAGUCAAUCAACUCACCCUCGAGGAGAAAGUCAACCUCACCCGCGGCCAUGUAGGAACCUGCGUUGGCAACACACCUGCCGUUCCUCGACUCGGGAUCCGCUCGCUCUGCUUCUCCGAUGCUCCAUCCGGUAUUCGCGGGCAGGAAUUUGUCUCCUCGUUUCCAGCUCAACUGACCGUUGGAGCCACCUUUGACAAAGAACUGAUGCUCGCUUAUGGCGAAGCGCUCGGAGAAGAGUAUCACGGCAAAGGUAUCAACAUUGCCCUGCUUCCUGUCGCUGGUCCGCUCGGGCGUACUGCUCGCGGUGGCCGCAAUUGGGAAGGGUUCGGUGCGGAUCACUAUCUCAGCGGUGUGGGAAUGGGUCUGGUCACGCGAGGCCUGCAGAGUAAAGGUGUCAUUGCGCAGAUGAAACAUUGGUUGCUGAAUGAACAGGAGUGGAGGAGGUUGCCGAGGGAGGAUCUCGGAGAAAGUGUGUCGACCAAUGCUGACGACCGCACGAUAUGGGAGGGAUAUGUCUGGCCUUUCAUGGAUGCCUUGAGAGAAGGAUGUGGAAGUGCGAUGUGUUCCUACCAGAGGAUCAACAACAGCUACGGCUGCCAGAACAGCAAACUCCUCAAUGGUAUCCUGAAAACAGACCUUGGCUUCCAAGGCUUCGUCACCUCGGACUGGAACGCCCAACACGCAGGGGUUGCCUCCGCCAACGCCGGUCUCGAUCUCGUCAUGCCCGACGGCGGCUACUGGGGCGACAACCUCACCGAAGCCGUGACCAACGGCUCCGUGUCCAGCACCCGACUCGACGACAUGGUCACCCGUAUCCUCGCAACUUGGUACCACUUCAACCAAGACGACGUCGCCGCAUUUCCUGACCCCUCCGUCUUCAACUACGACACGCAGCAUCCCAUCGUUGACGUUCGUGGGGACCACGCUGCUGUCAUCCGAGAGAUCGCUGCAGCCGGAACAGUGCUGGUCAAAAACGUCGAUAAAGCGCUGCCACUGAAAGCUCCUCGUUUCCUGAACAUUUACGGCUACGACGCCACCAUUCCCACCGCUCCCUGGAACACUUCCGCCCGUUUCGGUGGUGGCUACGACGUCAACUUCGGCUGGAACACUUUCGACGGAACGCUCAUCACAGCAGGUGGAAGUGGGUCCAAUACGCCGUCCGGUCUUGUAUCGCCCUUCGAAGCGAUUCAGCGGAGAGUUCAAGCAGAUCGUGGAACGACCAGGUGGGACUUUGUCAAUGUCCAGCCAACGGUGUAUGCUUCCGCCGACGCGAGCAUUGUGUUCAUCAAUGCGUAUGCCUCGGAGUCCUUCGAUCGCACCACCCUCGCGGACGAGUGGUCGGAUCAAUUGGUCAACAAUGUGGCUGCCAAGCACAACAAUACCAUCGUCGUGAUACACUCGGCUGGAAUCCGACUAGUCGACCGCUGGAUCGAACACCCGAACGUCACGGCCGUGGUAUUCGCUUUACUUCCUGGUGAGCAGAGCGGAAACUCAAUCGUAGAUGUAUUGUACGGCGACGUUGUGCCGAGUGGUCGUCUACCCUUCACUGUGGCGAAGAAGGAGGAAGAUUAUGGAAACCUGCUCAACUCGUCUGGCACUGCACUUCCGGACCCGUUCCCGCAGAUCGAUUUUACGGAGGGACUGCAUGUUGAUUACAAGUAUUUUGAUCAGCAGAAUUUGGACGUCAGGUUUGAGUUCGGGUAUGGGCUGAGUUAUACCGAAUUCGAAUAUGGAUCCACGGUGGAAGUAGUGGCUGUCGGCGAUGGACCGAAAGAUGAAUAUCCCGCCCAUCUCGCACCGGAAGACAUCCCUCAAGGUGGCAGUCCAAAGUUGUGGGAAGUGGUCUACAACGUCACGUUCUCGAUCAAGAACAUCGGAGACGUGGAAGCGGCUGAAGUCCCUCAGCUAUACCUCGCCGUGCCGAAUGCUCCCAAGUGGCAGCUCAGAGGCUUCGAGAAGACGUUCUUGAGGUGUGGCGAGGAGAAGCAGGUGACGCUGGGCUUGACGAGGAGGGAUUUGAGUAUUUGGGAUGUGGUGGCGCAGAAUUGGAGGAUGCAGAAGGGGACGUAUGGGCUGUUUGUUGGUGCGAGUUCGAGAGACAAGAGGAUUGAGGGGCAUUUGGUGGUAGAGUAA